CGCCGGCGCCUCCCUCGGCCGCCGUCCCGGGGGCCGCGGCGCCCGCCCCCGCCCCCCCCGGACGCCCGCCCCCGCCCUCGCACACACUCCGCCACACGCCGGCGACCGGGGAGGGGGGUCCCGAAGGGAGCCGGGGCGGGGGGAAGCGAGAGACGGAGCGAGACGGACAGAGCGAGAACCUCCCCGAGCCGCUACCACCAGCCCUCCAACAUGGCGCCCGGUUAAAAUGCAGGUUGGAGGCUAUGAGGACCAGAGUGAGGGCAGCACAAACUACUCAGCCACAAUGUCUUCAGAGGUGGAGACCUCGGAGGGGGUAGAUGAGUCAGAGAAGAACUCUAUGGCACCAGAAAAGGAAAACCAUACCAAAAUGGCAGACCUUUCUGAGCUCCUGAAGGAAGGGACCAAGGAAGCACAUGACCGAGCAGAAAAUACCCAGUUUGUCAAAGACUUCUUGAAAGGAAACAUUAAGAAGGAGCUAUUUAAGCUGGCCACCACUGCACUUUACUUCACAUACUCAGCCCUUGAGGAGGAAAUGGACCGCAACAAGGACCACCCAGCCUUCGCCCCCUUAUAUUUCCCCACGGAGCUACACCGGAAGGCAGCACUGAUCAAGGACAUGAAGUAUUUCUUUGGUGAAAACUGGGAGGAGCAGGUGAAGUGCUCUGAGGCUGCCCAGAAGUAUGUGGAUCGGAUUCACUAUGUAGGGCAAAAUGAGCCAGAGCUGCUGGUGGCCCAUGCUUAUACUCGUUACAUGGGGGACCUUUCAGGAGGCCAGGUACUGAAGAAGGUUGCCCAGAGGGCACUAAAACUUCCCAGCACUGGGGAAGGGACCCAAUUCUACCUGUUUGAGCAUGUGGACAAUGCCCAGCAAUUCAAGCAGUUCUACCGCGCUAGAAUGAAUGCCUUGGACCUGAAUUUGAAGACCAAAGAGAGGAUUGUGGAGGAGGCCAAUAAAGCCUUUGAAUAUAACAUGCAGAUAUUCAGUGAACUGGACCAGGCUGGCUCCAUGCUAGCAAGAGAAACCCUGGAGGAUGGGCUCCCGGUACAUGAUGGGAAGGGAGAUAUACGUAAAUGCCCCUUUUAUGCUGCUCAGCCAGACAAAGGUACACUAGGAGGCAGCAACUGCCCCUUCCAGACAACCGUGGCUGUGCUGAGGAAGCCUAGCCUGCAGCUCAUUCUGGCUGCCAGUGUGGCCUUGGUAGCUGGACUCUUGGCCUGGUACUACAUGUGAAGGACCUGUCAUGUUGUUUGCAUCCUACCCCAAGUGACCUGUUCUAUCCCCAUCUCCACCUCUGCCUAAAACUACCACCUCAGGUGACUUUUUUUUAAUGCUGGGUUUGAGAAAACAAGCAACCAAUAAAAGCCAGACACUAGAGCCUCUGCCUAACAGCAUUUUCUCUGCCAGCCAGAUAUACACCAGAUAAAGGCUGUCACUCUAUUAACAGCCAGUGCUCUAGGAAUUUUGCCAUUUAGGAGGCCUGGGUACAUUGCUUUCUUAGCAGUGCUUGGAAUGGUCAUUGCCAUGCUGGGAGUGAGAUGCCCAUACACACAGGGUUUGUGGGAAAGGGUCAUGCCAGCUGAUGAUGGCUCAGUUUUCUAGGCCUUUUGAUAGUCUAAAGAGCUUAUUCUGCAUAACCGGGAUCUCCCUAAUAAGUCUAUUAGCCUGAUGUGUCUCAGCUGACUGGUGUGCCUGCCAUAACACUCUAAAAACAAACGCCACACACUUCCCUCCUUCCUGGGAUAGGAUAGAGUCCCUCAGAAACAGCAUACAAAUGGACAUCCUCUUUCAUGGCACUCCUUGCCAACUUCCUAGCACCUUCUAUUUCCAUGUAUUCAUGCUAAAUACCAUAAAGAUCCUUAAUAUCUGC
Messenger RNA from Mus musculus (house mouse), 1868 nucleotides. RefSeq names its product heme oxygenase 2 (gene Hmox2). The coding region runs from base 227 to 1231 and encodes 334 amino acids. Gene Ontology annotation, cellular component: plasma membrane; endoplasmic reticulum membrane. The transcript is spliced from 6 exons. The record is from RefSeq and is marked validated. Gene Ontology annotation, molecular function: heme oxygenase (decyclizing) activity. NCBI's taxonomy places the organism in Eukaryota, Metazoa, Chordata, Mammalia, Rodentia, Muridae. Gene Ontology annotation, biological process: heme oxidation; response to hypoxia.